AUGAUCUCCAACAUCCUCCCUAUCGCCGCCCUGGCUGGCGCCGCCAUGGCUGCCUGCCCCCUCUCAGUCGAGAUUGCUGGCGCCAACGGUCAUGUAACUGAAGUCGCUGUCACCAACAAUGGCAACGAGGCCGUCACUGUCUUCAAGGGUAACACCGUUUUCAGUGAACAUGCCACGUUGGAUCUUGCGCUCGAGGCCGAUGGUAAGGCUCUGCCAUUCGAGGGUGCGUUUGUCAACUACAAGCGCAGCAACAUCGCCCCUGAGAUGUUCCAGACUAUCCAGCCUGGCGAGACCAUCACGGCUUCUGUCAACGCUGCCAAGACUUACAAGCUCGCUGGCAUUGCUGAGGCCCAGGCUACGGCUGUUCAGGGUUUUCACUAUGUGACUGGAACCGUUGCUCCUGCCAACUUGAAGGAUGCUGCCUUCUGCGAGAGCGUUACGUCCAACCCUGUCACCAUCACCCCCGACCAGGAGGUUGUUGCUGCUGAGCACAUCUCCGCCAGAUCAGAGGCAACCUUUGAGUCCCGCAUCAAGAAGAGGGCCAUCACCUACAGCUCAUGCUCAUCGAGCCAGACUUCUUCCCUCAAGACUAGUGUCAACAACGCCAUCUCGAUGUCAACUGCUGCUAGAACCGCCGCUGCUUCCAGCGCAGACUACUACACCACCUGGUUCAAGUCCACCUCAGUCCUGAGCAAGGUCCAGUCGAUCUACCAGAAGGUCGCCGGAGUGCAGACCACAUCGCCCAAGAUCUCUUGCACCGACACCUACGGUGACUGUGCCGACGGCUCCGCGCUGCUCUACACUGUCCCCAGUGACAACGUCAUCGUCCCCUGCCCCAACAACGGCUUCUGGGGUUUCCCCGAGUUGGCCUCAACCUGCUCGGACUUUGACUAUGACCGAGCUGGCAGUAUUCUGCACGAAGCCACCCACUUGUACGGUACCAACGACUACGCUUACGGCCCGACUGCUGCCAAGAAGCUCUCAGCUGCCCAGGCUGCUGCUAACGCUGACACCUACGAGAUGUAUGCCGGCAGCGUCAGGCUCGGUGGAUGCAACUAG
Messenger RNA from Neoarthrinium moseri, 1059 nucleotides. RefSeq lists its product as uncharacterized. The record is from RefSeq and is a predicted model, not a curated record. Bases 1 to 1059 code for a protein of 352 amino acids. Gene Ontology annotation, biological process: proteolysis. Gene Ontology annotation, molecular function: metalloendopeptidase activity. The transcript has 3 exons. Lineage: Eukaryota; Fungi; Ascomycota; Sordariomycetes; Amphisphaeriales; Apiosporaceae.